CACUGCUGUUGUAUCGGUUGUUUUCAGUAGUUUUUAACACAAAAUUGGCAUCCGUAGAUAUAAAAUUCGAAGUUCAUUUAAUGUAAAAACCAUCACACAAUGUCUGUUAGCAACCCGAAUUCUCCAUCCCAGCGUAGUCCACUGGUGAACCGGACAUUAGAUCUCAACCUCAACAAACGGCGUUCUAGAGAGUGUCUCAAAUGGGGCUCCUUAAACAUUGUUUUGUUAUCAAUAAUUCUGUUUGAUAUUUCCAACAAAUGUCCCUAUUCAUUCUCCAAGUUGUACUAUGUGGAGUACGCAGCUGUUGUCCUGGUGGCUAUGAGUGUAGCAUACUAUUUUGCACGCUACUUUUUCUAUUUGUUCAGUAAAGAACCAUUGCAAGGGACGGAAUAUCAGCGCAAACUAUUGAAAUUUGACGACGAUGAUGCUUCAUUCAUUACAACAACCCCGGCAGCGAAGAAAGAAGUGUCCAGCUCGCUUGUCACUCCGGGUGGCAAUGUAUCCUCCAUCAGCUUGCAUUCGUUCAACGAAAGUGGCCUCACUUCUGCAUCCUCGGGGUGGGUUUUCAGCCGCGGCAGCCCUCACCACCAAGCGACACCGGACGAACGAAGCUACUCCGUGGAAGGGUCGUUCAGCGCAAGUGCUAACAAUUCCAUGAAUUUAACCAAGAGAAAAAUCGCUAACAAAAGCGAUUUCAUUGUGGACGAGAAAGGUUUGCAGAGUUAUCUGAGGGAGGUUUCGAAUAGCGAAAAGAAUAACAGCUCGUUUUUGGAGCGGAUGAACACUUCUGCAACCACGUUCAAUUCGUUCUGGAAUAGCUAUAAGCUUGAUGAUAUGUCAAAUUUGCUUAAAACGUCUCUCUAUCAGCUGUCGCCUUCGGCGCCAGCAACUAAGCAAACGUUGAAAGAGCACGAAAGCGGGCCAUACAAUCCAAUGGAUCCGGAAAUUAGCUCCGAAGUUUUACGAAAAGUAUCCUCUGUACAAUUAUCAAAUUAUGUUGCAAACUUAAGAAUGUGGAUAUCAGCAACCAUUCUUCGGCAAAUUGUUGCGGAGAUGAACAGUAUUGACCAAUCGUUCAAAAGUCGUGGCUUUUCCGAUAUUCAGUUAGGCAGUGUUGGUUUGGAAAGGCUAAAGAAAACCGCGGAGAAUCAGCAGCUGGUGACACUGUACAUCCCAAAGCUGCCACUGUUGAUACCUUUCCUGGAAAUGUCUACCAAUCAGGAGUAUCUAGUGCAAAGAAUAAAGGAUUUUUCCAAAGGAAGUUGCAUAGCCGAUUACCGCUGGAAUUCUGGAUCGUCCUAUAAGGGUCUUAGUUGGGACGAACAUUUACCAACGGAUUCGGCGAUCAUUUUUCAUCUGUUCUGUACUUAUAUGGACAGUCAGCUGCGGCCGCUUCCGCAGCCCGGUGGUCGUCCUUUCUAUCAUCGAUAUGUGGUACUUGCCGAUAAGAAAAAUCCCAAAGAAACACUGGCGGAGGUAAAGACUAAAAACAAGGCAAAAUGUGCCAUUCUUUGCUCGAACCCGAUGAAACCUAAAUUCAACUUCAUUUCCGACGAUAAGAUUCACAACAACGCAUACGAUCGCAACAAUCUUUUCUACGUCAUCAUACAGUUCCUAAUUUAUAUGAGAAAUCAUCAUGAAGGCUUGCUGGAAGGCAUCAAUCUGGGCAAGAGUGGUAUCAACAUUCUUUGCGUGGUGGAAGACUAAUUAUUUGAAUAGGUAUAAACCAUCAUGCUUUUCAUUAUUUUCUGCUACCCAUAUGUUCAUUGGAGAAAGAAAUACGCUUGGAUUGUUAGACAAUUUUAACAUGGUCAAUUGAUUUGAUAGAGAAGUUCCCUAUAAAGUUGUGAUUGAAAUUAAUAUGACGAUGUGUGUACGGUAAUGCACCAAAUUAAUGCUUGCGUUGCUACGAAACAGAUUUGUUUAUGCAACUGAAUUGAAAUUGAAACUGAAAAACGUUAAACAUUAGGUAGGUACAAGUGAAAUUAAACAUUAGAUACGAUAAUUAUUGUAGAAUAACUGUCAUCGAAAUUAUGAAGGUAUGUAAAAAAAUUGUGAACAAGAAUAAAUACUCGAUCCUGUAUA
This is a messenger RNA of Sabethes cyaneus, 2085 nucleotides long. RefSeq names its product transmembrane protein 209. Gene Ontology annotation, cellular component: membrane. Bases 100 to 1707 code for a protein of 535 amino acids. The transcript has 6 exons. The record is from RefSeq and is a predicted model, not a curated record. Lineage: Eukaryota; Metazoa; Arthropoda; Insecta; Diptera; Culicidae.